Molecule: messenger RNA, 677 nt
Organism: Phanerochaete carnosa HHB-10118-sp
Lineage: Eukaryota; Fungi; Basidiomycota; Agaricomycetes; Polyporales; Phanerochaetaceae
Exons: 6
Coding region: 1-675 (224 amino acids)
Source: RefSeq, a predicted model, not a curated record
AUGCUGAGUCUUGUAGUAUACGAAUACCUCACAACACUCCACCAAGAAAUCAGUGUGGUAUGGGGCGGGAAGUUUACUAUCACCUCGACGCUGCUGCUCGCCACUCGGGGGACCAUGCUUCUUGGCCCGCUUCUUGAGGUUGUACCAUCGGAACAAGCAUGGUGCACCCUGUAUUUUCUAGUUCUUCUGGCUAUAAACAUCCUGGAUCUUCUCACAUUCUCCGACAGCAACUUUUACACUGGCACCUACGCAAAUAUUUUCAUCAAAUACAUGCCCCCUCUACUGGUGCAGCGCUUCAUCCUGAACCUCCGCCAGCUCAAUCGUACCGCCGGUGAAGAUAACUCGGAUGCACAGCAAUUCUCUCGCCUCUCCAUCAGCUUCAGGAUGUCUUCUGGUUUCCUCGGGAAUAUUGGAGAGCUUCUGGAGUACGGCCAAUCGGAGCAAGUUGAAGACAAUGGUGGCAACGACAGUUGCAUGGCAGAAGAGCCACGAGGCGGAUUCGAGGAGGGUUCCGUACACCAAGAAGGUCCGUCGUUGGCGUAUCGAGACGAACCAACGGAACCCGAAGCCGCUCCAGUGUUACGGCUUGCCGAGCAUGCCAGCAAGGAGGGCAUCGUCGAAUCGCCCGCUUACUCGCGCGGAAUGGUAGCUGGGCCGUCUACGGCCGCCCGUUAGGC